Messenger RNA from Blastomyces dermatitidis ER-3, 369 nucleotides. RefSeq lists its product as uncharacterized. The record is from RefSeq and is a predicted model, not a curated record. The coding region runs from base 1 to 369 and encodes 122 amino acids. The transcript has 2 exons. Lineage: Eukaryota; Fungi; Ascomycota; Eurotiomycetes; Onygenales; Ajellomycetaceae.
AUGUCAUCACUGAUCGCCCGAUUCAUUCUGGAGAUGAGGCUGCUAGAUAUGCAAUGGGUCUUGCAGCGUCUCAUGGCACUGAGUGGUGCGGCCGAGGCUGACGACGAUGAUCUGGAUGAUGAUGAGUGUGUAGACCCUGUGGGAAUUGAGAGCGAUGAUGGAUCUGAAUUAGUGAUGACAAGUUUGACUCGGUGGAUAUGUGGCUUUCUACCCAGCCGCGGAUAUUUGUUCCUUGCAAGUAGGUGCAGCAGUUCAGAGAAGAUGUUUGAGCGUGUACUAGGCAUGGGAAGCAAUGAAAAGGCAAAUUCUGAUGUUCAUUAUUAUUGUAUCAUAGGUGGUAUUCUUCUUUCCCCAAAUAGUAAUGUCUAG